Messenger RNA from Rotaria sp. Silwood1, 1044 nucleotides. The record is from the annotation of a GenBank genome assembly. NCBI's taxonomy places the organism in Eukaryota, Metazoa, Rotifera, Eurotatoria, Philodinida, Philodinidae.
AUGUCAUCGGAUAAUGAACAAAUAAGUAGUAUGCGUGGUGGUAUUAAACGACAGCAUUCAGUCGAAGAUUUUGAAUCCAUUAAAGAAGCCAAAACUGAUAAAACAUUAGAAGAAAAUCUUGAUACAAAACAAAAAGAACUAACAAAUAAUCAUCAUGAAAUAAAAAAUGAUGAUGAAUUUCUUGAAAAAGGAGAUAUUGUAUUUAUGUACAAACCAAAAUUGAAUGUCGAUGAAGCCUUAUCUUUUGAUGAUGUUCAAUUAUUUCAUGUUUUAUUAAUACCAGAAGAAGAUGAAACAAAUCUAAAAGAUUCAUCAUCUAAAAUACGUUUAAUUAAAAUUGGAAAGAAGAAAUUACCAACUAUUGGAAAAGAACGUUAUUGGGCUUUUGUUGAAAAAGCUGAUAAUGAUAUAGAAAAACUUGAAGAAAAACUUGAAGUUCAAACUUAUGAAACAGCGACAGUUGGCACACGUACAAUUAAAGCUGAUCGUAUUGCUGGUAAAGGUAAAUAUGUUAUGGCUAAACAUGAUCAACGUCGUACAGUUAUUGGUUAUGUACUUGAAUCACCAUCAGAUAUUGGUGCUGUUCAAAGUGUAUUUAAUAUUACAAAAGAAGCUUCUUUUUCUGUUGCUGUUAAAAAUCCUAAAAAGAGAAGUCCACCUGCUGCUGGUCUUAGUCAUUCUCAAAAAGCUGAAUAUUCAGAAGAAAUUCAAAAAAAAUUUGGUUCAUAUCAAUGGUUACCAGCUGAACCAGCAAUGCUUGAUGUUCCUGGUUGCGAAAUGGUAUGGAUUGGAUCUUCAACUGAUGAUCUUGAAGAAUUAUUAGGUGAACUUGGUCGAGAAAUAGAAGAAGAAGCUGAUUCUAAUCUUACAGCAACUGAAGUUAUGAAAGAUAUUCAAUUAGAUGAAGCACAACAUCCAAUACAGCCACUCGUUGAUGGGAAAUGGCCAAAGCAAGAAGAUGCACCUGAAAAAAAAGAUCAUGAAGAAGAAUAUAAAACAGAAAAUGAGAAUAAAAAUAUAGAAGAUAAAAAAACAGAAGAAUGA